Messenger RNA from Phragmites australis (common reed), 1951 nucleotides. RefSeq names its product heat stress transcription factor A-2c-like. Gene Ontology annotation, cellular component: nucleus. Bases 347 to 1429 code for a protein of 360 amino acids. NCBI's taxonomy places the organism in Eukaryota, Viridiplantae, Streptophyta, Magnoliopsida, Poales, Poaceae. The record is from RefSeq and is a predicted model, not a curated record. Gene Ontology annotation, biological process: regulation of transcription by RNA polymerase II. The transcript has 4 exons. Gene Ontology annotation, molecular function: DNA-binding transcription factor activity; RNA polymerase II cis-regulatory region sequence-specific DNA binding.
AACCUUCCGAGGCCACGCGACCCCGGCGCGUUGCUCUAGAACCUUCCACGGCUCUCGCCACGUGUCUCGACGCGCCCGUACGGCGGGGUAUUUCACCGCGGCUCCAGGCACCGCCUCCCCCGCAGCUCUUCUCCCCCAGCGAGUUCACCGGACACCUUUCAAGGCGCAAAAAAUAUCUCCCCUCACCUUUCGCUUCGCUGCGACUCACCGGAGAGAAAAAUAUCCUAGAUUCCGUCCGAUUCGCCACUUGUCCGACGGAUUCCAGCUCUUGGUCGCGAGAAUCGAGUUCUUGGGGGCGAUCGGGGCUCUUGAAUCCUAAACCCGCAAGCCGAGUUCUUGGGCAGCCAUGGGCCCGGUGGCGGCGGGCAUUGUGAAGGAGGAGCUCCUGGAGCAGCCGCUAGAGGACGGUAUCGGCAGCGGCGGGGAUGCGGCGGGGGCGCCGCGUCCGAUGGAGGGGCUGCACGAGGUGGGCCCCCCGCCGUUCCUGACCAAGACGUUCGACCUGGUGGAGGACCCGUCCACCGACGCCGUCGUCUCGUGGAACCGCGCCGGCAACAGCUUCGUCGUCUGGGAUCCGCACGUCUUCGCCGACGCGCUGCUCCCGCGCCUCUUCAAGCACAGCAACUUCUCCAGCUUCGUCCGCCAGCUCAACACCUAUGGCUUCAGAAAGGUUGAUCCUGACAGGUGGGAGUUUGCAAAUGAAGGUUUCCUCAGGGGUCAAAGGCACCUACUGAAGAUGAUAAAGAGAAGGAAACCAUCAACUGUGCCACCAUCACGGCAGCAGGCCCCCGCUACUUGCCUGGAGGUUGGUGAGUUUGGAUUUGAGGAAGAAAUUGAUAGGCUGAAGCGCGACAAAAACAUCUUGAUCACAGAAGUAGUAAAGCUAAGGCAGGAGCAGCAGACUACUAGAGAUCAUGUGCAAGCCAUGGAAGAGAGGCUACGAGUGGCUGAGCAGAAGCAGGUACAGAUGAUGGGGUUCUUGGCAAGAGCAAUGCGAAAUCCAGAGUUCAUCCAGCAGUUGGUUCAGCAGCAAGAUAAGAGGAAGGAGCUCGAGGAUGCCAUCUCAAAGAAAAGAAGACGUCCCAUUGACAAUGCUCCAUUUUACAGCCCUGGGGAAACAACUCAGAGCGAGCAGCUUGAUUCACAGUUCUUGUUUGAUUUGGGCGUGCUCUAUGAGCUCAGUGAACCUGGAAUGCCUGAGCUGGGGAAUCUAGCAGCAAACAUUCAGGAGCUUGGGAAGGGUAAUGCAGAUGGUGGGAAGAUGGAUCGAGCUAAUGGCCAGUCAGAGCUGAAUGAUGACUUCUGGGCAGAGCUGUUGAUUGAAGACUUUGGGGACAAGGCAGGGCAGUCAGAGUUGGAGGGAAGAACUGAAGAUGUGGAUGAACUUGCUCAACAGUUGGGGUAUCUGAGUUCUACUAGCCCAAAGUAGAGUUGUGUUCAUAGUGGUUCAUCCAACUAAUACCUCAGCUUCAGUAUUAUUGCAGAUUACAUUGAACAAUCUGUUGAAUGGUGGAGAUGUAUUUGCUGUUUGAGGUGUUCAUGCUGGAGUCCAGAUUGGGGUCUCGGGGACACACUGGCUAGAUGCUGAAGACUCAAUGUUGUGUCGCUAGAUAGAGAUCCUUGAGGUGUAAUGUAGCUGCUAAUCUCUCUGAUGGUGACAGGAGAAGCGACCCUAACUCAAGACUGCAGUGAUCAUCAGCUGGUAUUCAGUAGCUCUUGCAACCAGAACCUGUGGAAGUGUUCUACUCUGUGUAUAAACAACAGUCAUUGAGUCAAGUUUUCUAGUAUGUUGUGCCGGUGCCAUAUCGUUGUCCUUGGUCAGGUUCUUGUAUCUGAUUGUAGGUUGAGUCGGUCUCCUAGUAUGGUCCCUUUGUUAUCGCUUCAGGUCUCGUCAAUUGGUGUACCCUGAAACUUCCUUGCUGUUCAAACAGAGAAGCAUUUUGUUUGUUAA